UGCACAUAAGCUGUCCACUCCACCAGCUCCCGGGCUUUUCUCCACAUCUCACUUCCCCCAGCCCUGGACCUCGGGCCGAGGAAAGCCACAGCAGCCACUCCCUGAGGACCACACCUCGGAGAAGAGCUGCAUCUCCCAGGUGGGGUUGCUCUGAGGCCUCUGCCGGGGAGGCAGGCCGGUAAGCUGAUCCCCAAGAGGGCGUGGCUCCAGGCGCUGGCAAAUAAAGAUCCAGAGAGCUGAGCCAUCCGGAGACGGGCGGAAGACCUGAGGAACCCAUUCGGAGAGCCACUCAGUGCCUGGGCCUCGGAAGUGGCACACAGUAAAGGACUGGCCCUCCCACCUGCACACUUGUCCAGAGACCGCUCUUUCAGAUCCCCAUGGCAUCCCCCCAAACGCUGCUCCUCUGCCUGCUGGUCCUGGCAGUGAUGGAAGGUUGGGGUCGCCAGGCACCCAUCCCAGGCUGCCACCUGCACCCCUUCAAUGUAACAGUGCGAAGUGACCGCCAAGGCACCUGCCAGGGCUCCCAUGUGGCACAGGCCUGUGUGGGCCACUGUGAGUCUAGCGCCUUCCCUUCCCGGUACUCCGUGCUGGUGGCCAGUGGCUAUCGACAUAAUGUGACCUCCGUCUCUCAGUGCUGUACCAUCAGUGGCCUGAGGAAGGUGAAGGUGCAGCUGCAGUGUGGGGGGGACCGGAGGGAGGAGCUGGAGAUCUUCACAGCCAGGACCUGCCAGUGUGACAUGUGUCGCCUCUCGCGCUACUAGCCCAUUCUCUCCCUUCUUCCUUCGCCUUGGUCAGAGGGUCUGAGCUGGAGUAUAUCCUCUAUAUCCUGAGCCUCCUUGAGGACAACAGGUCCAGCCAGCUCUCUUAAGAUUCUGUGAUUGUCACCUCGAGAGAAGAGGGCAAUUUCGGCCUCUCCCCUGCCUCGGCCUGGCCUCCUAACCAGUCUGUCAUCAUUUCACUCCGCUCUUUGUCCCUACCCCUAAAUAAAGCAA
Lutra lutra (Eurasian river otter) is the source of this 992-nucleotide messenger RNA. RefSeq names its product glycoprotein hormone subunit alpha 2 (gene GPHA2). Gene Ontology annotation, biological process: cell surface receptor signaling pathway. Gene Ontology annotation, cellular component: extracellular region. The transcript is spliced from 4 exons. The coding region runs from base 378 to 761 and encodes 127 amino acids. Gene Ontology annotation, molecular function: hormone activity; hormone receptor binding. The record is from RefSeq and is a predicted model, not a curated record. Lineage: Eukaryota; Metazoa; Chordata; Mammalia; Carnivora; Mustelidae.